Cylindrotheca closterium is the source of this 1647-nucleotide messenger RNA. Lineage: Eukaryota; Bacillariophyta; Bacillariophyceae; Bacillariales; Bacillariaceae. The record is from the annotation of a GenBank genome assembly.
AUGAAAACUUCUUCGAGUUACUGCUUACCUGUCCUUGCAUUGCUUCUAAAUCGUGGGCAACUAGCAGAUGCCUCAAAGUCGUCUGAGAAUGUAAACAACAACGACACCAAUCCUAGAAUGGAAUAUGCGAAUGGUAAUCCCAAGUCCAAGACAACAAGCAAAAUCAAAGGAACGGAAAGUGGUCAUCUAGAAGAUCAGCGUGAACUACAAUACUCGGCAGGGCCCCCACGGAAACAACCAGCAGCUCAGACACCUCCUACCACCAAUUCAAAAGGAGACUUGAUCAUUCCACAUGAGGCAAAGUGGCCACUUUCCACGUCAACGACGACAUGGGAGCAGGGCAUGUUGUCACCAACAGAAGCUCCUUCGGAAACGCCUAGUGAAAUGCCUAGUUUCUCGCCUACCAAGAUUGCAAGCGCGACUCUUGCUGGCUUGAGCUACAUUCCUGGAAAGUUAAACAACUAUCAGAACGGAUUACUUCUGAGUGAAGGAUUACAGAGUCGAAUCAUUGCAACUUCCAUGGAAAAGGUUGAGCUCGCUGAUGGGACCUAUUCACGUUUUGGUUUUCACGAUAGUCCCGAUGGCGCUGCCGUCUUUGCGGAUCCCGAGAGUGGUGGAUGGAGUUACGUCAGCAACUCGGAACGAGAAAAUGGCGAUGGUGGUGUAGGAGCCAUUGUUUUCAAUGCGGAUGGAGAAGUUGUGGGAUACAAACACCUUCAAGUGGGAACAUCUUACAACUGUUCGGGCGGAAAAACACCAUGGGACACAUGGGUGUCGUGCGAAGAGCACGACUAUGGACGGAUUUGGCAGGUGGACCCCACUGGACUCCGCCCCCCGGAAGAAACUUCGAUGAGUGCCACCCUUGGUAAAUUUGAAUCCUUUGCCUACGACAUUCGUAAUUUUGACAAGCCACAGUUCUUUGUCACGGAGGAUAACACUUAUGGUGCACUGAGACGGUUCACUGCUUCCAAUCCCAACUGGGAUGAUCCCUGGUCUAUUUUGCAUGGAGAGGGUGUUUUGGAGUAUCUAGUGUUGUUGCCAUCCACUGGAGAUCGAUGGGACGAAGAAGGAACCUACUACUGGACGGAUGAUUUGGACGCCGCCAAAUCAAACGCCAGAAGUUUCUACAUGCAUACGGAAGGAUUGGAUGUGUACCACAAUGAACUAUUCUUGGCAUCCAAGGUGCAAUACUCUUUGUUCAUAUUAGAUUUGGACAGCGACACCUACAAACGCUUCCCCACAGAUGUGGGUCUCUUUGAUGGCCAGCCAGACCAAAUGAAGCGACUCAUUAGGGAUGGCAAUGUCGAAACCAGCAGCACGUUUGAUGUCAAUGAACCGGAAGAAGAACCCCUUUUGUAUUUCUGUGAAGAAUUGGGCGACUCCCAAGGGAUUCAUGCUCGGGAUGCCAACAAUUGGUAUUACACUAUAUUGGAAUCGUCGGAAUAUGGCAGAGAGACGACUGGAUUGGCAUUCUCUCCCGAUGGAAAGCACAUGUACUUUUCGUUUCAAUGGGCAGGAGUCAUCUUUGAUAUUUGGCGAGACGACGGCUUGCCCUUUUAUGGAAAGACCCUCGAUGUUCACUACCAUCAUCGACCGGACGAGAAUGAUGAAGCAGCAACUCGAGGAGGCCGAGACAUGUGGUCGUAA